AUGUGGCCUAUGUUCCCGACUUCUCCAGUUAAUGGUGUUCCAUCUUAUUCCACAGUAACUAGUGGCUCUAGUUCAUAUUGUCCUUCUGGAAAUGUUACUGUGUUGUCUCUACCUCCAUCACCUCCAUCUGAUGCUCCUAAUAGUGAUAUUUCAGAUCCCGAUACUGAUAUGUCAGACAUUUCCCAAGAACAAUCAGUUUCUCAUGAUUCCAUGGAUACUGAUCCAGACCAACUAUCUGAUCAUUCCCUAAACGAUACACAAUCAUUCUCUUCUGUUCCUUCUCAUAGCUCCGAUUCGACGUUUAAUCCUACGUCUUCCAGUGAUAAUAACAAUUCAUGCGUUGACGCGAUAUCGAAGCGAACCCGUUCCGAAAGUUGUGUCACUGUCCCGGUCUCUCCUGAAGAAGCUACCAUUGAUUCACCAUCUUCUUCUUCUCGGUUAUCUUCUGAGACUCCUUCAUUAACAGGAGUUAUUCAAUCUCUAGCUGAUUCUUUUACACGCCGCUCCAUAGAACAUUCACCUUCCCUUUCCUCAUCGCAGCCAAGACAGAAAACGUCAAGUGAAUCCAUUGCUACAGAUAUUUACAAUGGUCCUCAAUCGGAAUUUCCUGUUACUCGAUUUUCAAAAAAUAGGAAGGUUCACUUAGACGAUAUGGAUGCUGACGUUGGUGUUGGUAAUCAAUUAACAACACUGGAUGAUCAAAUGAUUCAUGAAAUUGGUCUUCUUCCAAACACUCCUCUCAAUCCUUCCACAACAGUUGUCACAAGGCCGGUGGCGGAUAUUCACACCGACGCUAUACGUGCACAACUGUCAUCAAAUUCCAAUAAUUUUUCUGCUUCGUUACCAUCUACUGUUAGAUUCUGGGAAUCAGUAGAUGUCAAUCUAUAG
Molecule: messenger RNA, 888 nt
Organism: Vanderwaltozyma polyspora DSM 70294
Lineage: Eukaryota; Fungi; Ascomycota; Saccharomycetes; Saccharomycetales; Saccharomycetaceae
Product: Tkp5 protein
Exons: 1
Coding region: 1-888 (295 amino acids)
Source: RefSeq, a predicted model, not a curated record